AUAUUAGUUGUCAGAUUAUAUCAUAUCCACCAUUUGAACAAGUGUUUUCUAACGCUGGUGUACUAACAAUAAGAGUUCCUCCUCCAAGUUACCUCACCAUUACUCCUACCUCUCUCUCUGUUAAUCACAGUGACACUGCUACCUUCACUUGUACAGUUACAUCACUAACUACUCCUAAUAUAACAUGGACUACUACUGCUACUGCUGGUAUAACCAGUCAACCUAAUGUACUUGCCUCCUCUCAAGGCAGUGAUAUGUAUACUAGUAGUUUAGUAUUGAUUGGAGUUACAUUAGACAGUAUUGGAUCAUAUACAUGUACUGCUACUAAUGAAGGAGGGAGUAUUAAUACUACUGCUAUGUUUAAUGUUACUGUACCUACAUCUGGAGUGUCCUUAACUCCUGACUCACUUGAGAUCUACUACAAUAUGACUCUUGAAUUAAACUGUAGAGUAUUUUCAGUUACUCCUCCUACCAUCAAUUGGACCACUACAGCUAACGUUACCAUACCUAGUGAGAGCAUUGUAACAAUGAACACUGGCAACAUGUACAAGAGUGUCCUCACUAUUGAUAAUAUUGAUCUCAGUUAUACUGGCCUGUAUACUUGCUCCUUUACUAAUCAAGGAGGAACUGAGAGUGAUGUUUCAAACGUCACUGUUAUUUUACCAGUUCCUACUGUAUCCAUAACAUCAUCACCUAUGAAAUAUGCGACAUAUGCUGAUCAUCAAUUCAUCAUGUGUACUGUCACUUCAUUAAUGAGACCCUCCAGUAUAGUUUGGUAUCAUAAUGACACUUUGAUAUCAAGUGGAGCUCAGCCUAGCUUCACAGCCACUGUUGCUCCUAAUACAUACACUAGUGUAUUGGUUAGGGAUAAUGUGGUCCUUAGAGAUAAUGGAGUGUAUCGCUGCCAGGCUCAGAAUAUGGCUGGUAUUGGUGCCGAUAACAUUACUAUUAAUGUUUUUGUCCCCCAACCAGUUAUACUUAAUCUUAAUGAUAUCAAUGCCACCAUUGGUCUUAAUAUUACACUCAACUGUACAGCAUCUGGUUUUGGUCUUACAUAUGACUGGGAGCCUGUUCCUUGCAGUUCUGAUUGUACAAUUAGUGGAUUAAAUACUCCAAUAUUGUCCCUGGGGCCUGUUGUUUUUGGAUCAGCUGGGGAAUAUGUUUGCAAUGUCACUGAUUUUAUAGGACAGAAGGUGUCAAAGAUCAUUACUAUCACACCAUUGGGUCCUACUUUAUUAUCAUCAAAUGUGUCAAAUUGUGCUGCCACUCCAAUACAAGUGAUUAAUGGGACCAAUGAGUUCCUACAGUGUUCAUUCCAGAACAGACCUGAUGCUCCAUAUAACCUCACCGUUGACUGGUUUAUAAGUGGACAAAGGUUUGGGACCUCUCGGGCCAGUAACGCUAGUACCUUUGUAACUACCACUCCCGAGGAUGAAAACAGGAUUGUCACAACAAUGAUAUCUUUUAAUCCGGUGGAUUAUUUAAACUUUAUCUCACCCGACAUAUCAAGCUUUGAGCAUGCCUAUACCUGUACGGCUUUUAUCGGGAACUUCUUUAAUGAACAAGUAACGAGUAAUGGGACUUGCCUUGAAGGAUUAUUUGGGCCUGUUCUUAUAACAAAGCCUGAAGAGAACUCUAGAGCAAAUCUUGGGGACAAGUUCGUAUUUAAAUGUGAUCCUGAUUAUUCUAACCCAAGACCUCAUUUACAAAUUAACAAGACACUAACGAAUGGAACUGAACUCAAUCUGUAUAAUGGUCUAUCUAAGUUGCAUUCUAUUGCGAAUGUUACCUUUGAUGAUGCUGGUAGUUACAGAUGUGUAUUGACUAAUGAUUAUGGAAGGACUGAGAGCAACUUUCAACUGAUAGUACAAA
This is a messenger RNA of Amphimedon queenslandica, 1872 nucleotides long. Its product is annotated as hemicentin-1-like. Lineage: Eukaryota; Metazoa; Porifera; Demospongiae; Haplosclerida; Niphatidae. The transcript is spliced from 7 exons. The record is from RefSeq and is a predicted model, not a curated record. Gene Ontology annotation, cellular component: plasma membrane; cell-cell junction. Gene Ontology annotation, biological process: cell-cell adhesion. The annotation marks the transcript as partial. Gene Ontology annotation, molecular function: cell adhesion molecule binding.